AUGGCAACAGUUCCUGAUGAAACAGUAUCUGUCCCACCUUCCUUAGCAUCAAAUAAUAUUAGUCCAUCACAACAACCAUCGCGUUUAAAUGGAGCUACUUUUAUAGCAAUUCCCACUGCUUCCGCGGAUGCAAUUGCUUCAUUUAUAUGGGGUAGUUAUUUGAAAACGACGGGUGCACAUGGAGCACCAGUUAGUUUUUUUCGUCAUGCACCUUUACAAGAUAUGUGGGGACAAUUAACAGCUGGUAUGAAAGUUGAAGUUAUAAAUUCAGAUUGUUCUCAUGGUCCUAAUGAUACAAAGGAAAAAAUUUUUUGGUUUGCAUAUAUCGUUCGAGUUGAGGGUUAUUUGGCAUUAUUACGUUAUGAAGGUUGUGAUGAUGAUUCAUCUAUGGAUUUCUGGUGUAAUUUAUGUAAUAAAGAUGUACAUUGUGUUGGUUGGUGUGGACAAAAUGGAAUUAAAUUAGCACCACCAAGAAGUAUUGAACAUCGACAAACUGAUUGGAAAACAUUUCUUGUGAAUAAAUUAGUCGGUGCAAAAACAUUACCAGAAAGUUUUCGUCAAAAAAUUCAAUUAUCACUUCGUUGUCCAUUUAAAAAGAGUAUGAUCCUAGAAGUUAUUGAUAAAUUCCGAGUAUCACAAAUGCGUGUUGGCAAAAUAUCAGAAGUGAUUGGUGGCCGUUUGAAAAUCAAUUAUGAAAAUAUUCCUGGUGAACAUUUUUGGGUGCAUUAUGCAUCGGAAUUAAUACAUCCCGUUAGUUGGUCUCAUGUAACUGGGCAUGAAAUUGAAGCUACUCAAGAAUAUCAUAAUGAUGUAGUCAAAUUAAUUGAAACGAACUCCUAUUCAACAAGUAUUGCUACACCGGAUCUUUUUCGUAAAAUUCCGAAAAUAUCACCGGACGAUGAUCAAUUUCAAGAAGGUCAAAAAUUAGAAGCUGUUGAUCCAUUAGAUAUGUCGCGUAUUUGUCCAGCUACGAUUGGAAAAGUAUUAAAAAAUGGUUAUUUUAUGUUAUCAAUUGAUGGAUCCCUUGCCGAAGAUGGUUCCGAUUGGUUUUGUUAUCAUUCAAGUUCACGUUUAAUAUUUCCUAUUAAUUUUUGUGAAAUCAAUAAGAUUCCAUUAUCACCUCCACUGGACUAUCAAGGUGAAUUUGAAUGGGAAAAAUAUUUACGUGUAACGAAUUCGGUCUAUGCGCCACGAGAAGCCUUUCAUAUUAUUAAAGAGAAAACAACGAAUCCAUUUUCUAUUGGAAUGAAAAUUGAAGCUGUUGAUAUGAUGGCACCACAUUUAGUAUGUGUUGCUACUGUAGCACAAGUAGCCGAUAGUUUAAUUCGUGUGCAUUUUGAUGGAUGGAGUGAUGAUUUUGAACAAUGGAUUGACUGUCAAUCAACGAAUAUCUAUCCGAUUGGUUGGUGUGAACUUGUUGGGUAUAAACUUGAACCACCGAAACAACCCGAACAAGAAAAUACUGAAACAACAAAACGAUCUUCUAAAAAGUCGAAUAAUCGAAAAUCAAAUAAACGAAAACGACUGACUUAA
Rotaria socialis is the source of this 1533-nucleotide messenger RNA. The record is from the annotation of a GenBank genome assembly. NCBI's taxonomy places the organism in Eukaryota, Metazoa, Rotifera, Eurotatoria, Philodinida, Philodinidae.